AUGGAGUCAUUUGGAGCCAUUGGUGCAGUUGUUGGGUGCUCUGCGGGCAUUGCUCUGGGUGGGCUGGUGUUUGCAGCCUACAAACUUGGCUUGCUCUACCAGUUGUUCCACAAGACUGAGACAAAGAGCCCACGACACGGCGGCGAGAGCGUGGCAGAGGUGCUCCGUGCCCACGGGGUCAAGUACGUUUUCACCCUUGUCGGUGGACACAUCUCGCCCAUCCUGGUGGCUUGCGAGAAGGUGGGCAUCCGCAUUGUGGACACCAGACACGAGGCCACUGCUGUCUUCGCUGCUGAUGCUGUGGCAAGACUCUCAGGCACUGUUGGUGUAGCAGCAGUGACUGCCGGCCCAGGCCUCACUAACACAGUGACUGCAGUGAAGAAUGCUCAGAUGGCUGAAUGUCCAUUGCUGCUCAUGGGAGGAGCCGCUGGGACACUACUUCAGGGUAGAGGAGCGCUGCAAGAUAUUGAUCAGAUGUCGCUCUUCAAGCCACUGUGUAAGUUCUGUGCCUCCAUCAGGACUAUCAGGGAGAUCGUGCCUACUGUCAGGAAAGCCUUGGCCGUCGCCCAGUCGGGAACUCCCGGUCCGGUUUUCAUAGAGUUCCCCAUCGACACGCUCUAUCCCUACCAUCUGGUGUCUAAAGAGUUUGGAGUUAAGAACCCUCCCAAAGGCCUGAUGGGAAAAGUUGUCUCAUGGUACCUCAAUAACCACCUCAUGAACCUUUUUGCUGGAGCCUGGGAGACCAGAGAUGUGUCUCCACUUCCUGUUGACAUCCCACAAGCCACAGACGAUCAGGUACAGAAGUGCAUAGAGCUAGUGAGUCGAGCCAAAAAACCUGUUAUUCUGCUGGGUAGCCAAGCAACACUACCCCCAACGCCGGUCAAUGAUAUCAGGAAGGCACUGGAGAACCUGGGCAUCCCCUGCUUCCUUGGGGGCAUGUCCCGUGGCAUGCUGGGUAAAGACAGUCCCAUCCACAUCAGACAGAACAGGCGAGACGCUCUGAAGGAGGCUGACUUGGUCCUCUUAGCAGGCACUGUGUGUGACUUCCGGCUGAGCUACGGCAGAGUUCUUAACAGACGCAGUAAGAUCAUCGCUGUCAACAGAGAUAAGACACAGCUGCUGAAAAACUCAGAUAUGUUCUGGAAACCAACUAUAGCAAUUCAGGGGGAUGCUGGUUCAUUCUUAAUGCGGCUUUCUAAAGGCCUGAAGGGCCAUCGCUGUCCAGAGGAAUGGCCUCAGAGCCUCAAAGCUGGAGAUACGACCAAAGAAAAUGCAAACAGGGCUAAAGCUGACGAGAAGACCGAACACCACUUAAAUCCUUUGAAAGUCCUCCACCGUGUGGAUGAGCUAAUGGCAGAGGACAGCAUCAUUGUUGCUGAUGGGGGUGAUUUUGUUGGAAGUGCAGCUUACAUAAUGAGACCGAGAGGACCUAUGCGUUGGCUGGAUCCAGGAGCCUUUGGAACGCUGGGAGUUGGAGGAGGAUUUGCUUUAGGGGCAAAACUGUGUCGGCCUGAAUCUGAGGUGUGGAUAGUGUACGGUGAUGGCUCCUUAGGAUACAGUGUUGCAGAAUUUGACACAUUCACUAGACACAAGACACCAGUUAUAGCUGUGGUGGGAAAUGAUGCAUGUUGGAGUCAGAUAUCCAGAGAGCAGGUUCCCAUACUCGGCAGCAACGUGGCAUGUGGCCUUGCAUUUUCAGAUUAUCAUAUAGUGGCAGAUGGUUAUGGUGGUAAGGGCUACCUUGUAGGCCGUGAGGAUGACGACAGGCUAAGCGACAUCAUCAGACAGGCUCAGAGGGAGACCCAGGAGGGCAAGGCUGUACUUCUCAAUGUUCUGAUAGGGAAGACCAACUUCAGAGAGGGCUCCAUUUCUGUAUAGAGUGUAGAGCCCAGCCCCGACCAGACCUAUGCUAAUCCUUGGUGCCCUUAAAGCCAUAUUUCACUUUGGAGAGAGGAAAUGACUGAACAGUAUGCUGAUCUCUUGUAAAAGUUUACUGUCACUUGCAGUAUCACUUUCUUCCCUCUUCAGGAGUCAAAAAUCAUACUAGUAAUACUUCUGCAAACACCAGAGUGAUGACUCCGAAUAUCAUUGGGUGACUGUUCAUAAACCUGGAAUUAUUAUUAUAAUUCAUAGCCACUUGAUUUAUCAUCAUUUUUGUUUGCGUUAGUUCUACUUCAAUGAAAUACAACAGCUCCAGAUCUGCCAGCCUAGAAACUAAAGCUUUUGUUGUGCGUCAUGCUACUUUCAGGUUCAUGUUGUGCUAUUUUAGCUAAUUGCUGCAUUUUAAGAAGGGAAAGAGUGAAAAGUAAGAAAAUGUUGUUAAGGGAUUUUACCUCUUCAGGUGCUUGGGGUAGUUUUUUUUACCUCCAAACAGCCUAUUAAAACUUUUAUUUCUUGCAAAUAAACCAGUGACUGAAAAUCAUCAUUUGUGAGAGCAUUGGUUUAAGUUAUCAAAUGCAACCAGUAUGCCUUUCCUCCUGUUAUCAAAUAAACACGUAGCCUUUUUAUGAGGAAACAUGAAAUCUUA
Molecule: messenger RNA, 2527 nt
Organism: Morone saxatilis (striped sea-bass)
Lineage: Eukaryota; Metazoa; Chordata; Actinopteri; Moronidae
Gene: ilvbl
Product: ilvB (bacterial acetolactate synthase)-like
Exons: 14
Coding region: 1-1878 (625 amino acids)
Biological process (GO): L-valine biosynthetic process
Cellular component (GO): acetolactate synthase complex
Molecular function (GO): magnesium ion binding; acetolactate synthase activity; thiamine pyrophosphate binding
Source: RefSeq, a predicted model, not a curated record